AUGGACCAAGCAAGACAGACACUGGAGCUACCGAGCUCGAUAUGCGUCUUCUCACUUAACUGCUGGGGCCUCAAGUUCAUCUCAAAGUACCGCCAUGAACGCCUUGUAGAGAUCGGCAACCACCUCGCCAGAGUAUCGCCUGCUCCCGAAAUCGUCGGUCUGCAAGAAUGCUGGACUCAACAAGACUUCAACGCCAUUCGUGAGCGAACGAAACACAUCUUACCCUAUGGAAAGUUCUACUGGAGUGGUAUCUUUGGCGGCGGCCUGGCCAUCCUGUCCAAAUGGCCCAUUGAGGAGAGCACCAUGGUCAAAUAUCCACUCAAUGGCCGACCUGCCGCCUUCUACCGUGGCGAUUGGUAUGUUGGCAAGGGAGUAGCCUGCGCCCGCAUCCGCAUUGGUCCUGGCAAGAAAGAUAUCGUCGAGGUCUUUACUACACACUUGCACGCUCCGUACGAAGCCGAGCCCAACGAUUCCUACAUCUGCCAUCGCACUGCCCAGGCUUGGGAGAUCGCAAAACUCAUGCGUGGCGCUGCCGAACGUGGCCACAUGGUCCUAGGUCUGGGCGACUUCAACAUGAUCCCACUAUCACUGGCUCAUCGCUUGAUCGAGGCUCAUUCUCCUGUCAAGGAUGUUUGGAGAGUCAUACAUCCCAACUCUGCCAUUGGCGCUGCCACACACGAGGCUGAGAAGGCGAGAGGAGUUCCAGUCCCUUCGUCUGAUGAGUGUUUGAAAGAGCAUGGAACUACCUGCGACAACAGGUAUAACACCUGGCGCUGGAACAAAGGUGACAAGAAGAAACUGCUGGAGAAGAGACAAGACACACCAGUCGACGGCUCACAACCAGAUACAAAAGCCAAACGUCUGGAUUACAUCUUCUUUGGUGGCGAUGCCGAAGGCCCAGCAUCACAAUGGAGCAUUGACAGUGUCAAUGUAGGAGUUACCGAACGACACCCAGAGCUCCUCUGCUCGCUUUCCGAUCACUUCUCUGUAGAAACAACACUUACACGUUCGUCCAAUCCAUCAAACGCACUGCCACAAUCGACUACUUUCUUACCUGUCGAGACUUAUGACCAAAUCCUCGCCAUGGUGCACAAGUACGAGGCUCGCGAACGCAAGCAGCGCAAGUACCGCUUAUACCAUUUUGGUGCCGAGCUUCUCAUAGCCAUCGGAUGUCUGAUCGCCGUCUGGUGGUCACCACGCAACUUUGUAGCGUUCCUGCUAAUGCUACUAAGUACAUUGGGUCUUUCAGCAGGCGUGAUUGAUGGCCUGAUGGGCGGGCUAUUCGUAGGAAGCGAGUUGCGCGCGCUCCGAGAAUUCGAAUGGGAGAUUACGAAUGCGAGGACCAUGGCUCUUGCUGCUCAACAAGCGUUGUUGAAAUAG
This is a messenger RNA of Aureobasidium melanogenum CBS 110374, 1380 nucleotides long. RefSeq names its product inositol phosphosphingolipid phospholipase C. Gene Ontology annotation, cellular component: cytoplasm. The record is from RefSeq and is a predicted model, not a curated record. The coding region runs from base 1 to 1380 and encodes 459 amino acids. Gene Ontology annotation, molecular function: sphingomyelin phosphodiesterase activity. Lineage: Eukaryota; Fungi; Ascomycota; Dothideomycetes; Dothideales; Saccotheciaceae. The transcript has a single exon.